GCAGAUUGAUUUUGAGAGUGCAAAGGGAUUGUAGUGCAGCUCAGCAGCUAAGGCGCAAUAUGAAGCGUUUUCUUUUCUCUUUAUUUUGGCUUGUCGGGGAUUUACAGCCAGCUCUUUCUGCUGGUUUGAAGGAUACACCGACUCUCGGGUCCAAAAAUACUCCUCGACUUCUGAGCAAAGAUAUUCUAAGCGUUGGGCUUGAAUACCAAAUUAAUCAGAACCACAGUGUGUUGUUCUAUGAGGAGGGCUCAGAUGAACUGUACCUGGGAGGCAAUGAUUUUAUAUUGAAACUCAAUGUGGACGACUUCCACGUCAUAGAGAAAUUUCAUCUGAAUGCAACGGGGCAAGAGGAAUGCCAAGAGGACCCCUGUGAAAAUGUUAUCACUGUCAUUGAGAAGUUUCAGAACAACCUGUUUGUCUGCGGGACAAACGGACAGAAACCAGAGUGCUGGCAACUUCGCCCUUCAGUGAACAAUCGGUCUCUUGAAAUAUUCGAUAGUCGUGACGGGACAGGAAUCUCUCCAUUUAUCUACACACAGAACUCCCUAUCACUCACAGUAGAAGGGGAUCUGUAUGCAGCAGCACCUUUGGAUGCUGAUGGAAGUACAUUACAGUUCAGAAGAAAAGCUGGCCGCAGGACUAAUGUCUGGAUGUAUGACAGCUGGGUCUCAGAGCCCACGUUUGUCUCUGCGUCAUGGGUGCAGCAGAAGGACGACCCAGACAAUGAGAAAAUCUAUGUCUUUUUCCGUGAGAAGAACUCAGACCACAACCGAGAGGUUGACCCACUGAUAUCUAGGGUUGCCAGAGUUUGUAAGGUGGAUGAAGGUGGAUCAAAACGAUUCUUCCAGAACAUGUGGACAUCUUUUCUCAAGGCCCGUCUUGUGUGUGGACUUCCAAAGGAGUCGCUGUAUUUUAACCGCCUCCAAGAUGUUUAUGUGAUGCAUGCAGACAACUGGCAAGACACCAGGGUCUAUGCCCUCUUCACGAGCAACUGGAACUCUACAGCAGUCUGCAUCUAUACAAUAAAAAUGAUUGAAAAUAUAUUUGAGAACUCCAAAUUCAAGGGCUACAAUGCCAAAGUUCCCACACCAAGGCCAGGAACGUGUUCCAAGAACAGCAAGUCUUUGCCACGUGACACAGUCAAUAUUGUGAAGGAUCACUCAGAAAUGGCCGACUGGGUUGACUCAGAUCCUUUUUAUAUAAGCACCAACAACUACACCAAGAUAGUCGUGGACAGAGUUCAGGCUGCAGACCAAAGAUUUUAUAACAUUCUGCUUCUAGCUACUGAUUCCGGGAAGAUCCAUAAAGUCUUGGAGUCUGGGUCAGAACCUUUUAUCAUAUCUGAAACACAGCUCUCCAACUCUUCAAUCAUACAGUCAAUGAAGCUUGACUCUGGAAAGAAAACAUUAAUUGUGGGGUCUGCUGAGAGAAUAACUGCAGUGAACCUUCAGAGUUGUCAGGAGUACAGCAAGUCUUGCGAAGAAUGUGUUCUGGCCCGGGAUCCAUACUGUGCCUGGACUAACGAUGGAUGCACCUCAACUGUCCCCGGGAGCAUUCAGAAUAUUGUGGAUGGGAAAACAAACGUAUGCAAUUUAACAGUUAAAGAGCUAAGAAACCGGACCAAACGUGAGAUACCUCCACUAUCAUCAGUUCAUUUGAGGACAGUUCAUUCAGUCCCCCAGGGUGUGCCUUUCUAUCUGUCCUGUCCUAUAGACUCCUACCACGCUGAGUAUACAUGGGAGCAAAAAGGCCAAAAGAGUCCUUGUUUGCAGAUGCUUACCAACUGUCUGCACCUCAUUCCUUCCAUGUCACAGGAGAAGUAUGGCACAUACAGAUGUAUUUCAGAAGAGAAAGACUACAUCAAAGUGGUGGGAACAUACGAGCUCAUAGAGAACCAAAACCCAAAAAAGUGCUCAAAAAGCAAUACACCUGACAACUGGAACGCUGCACCAGCUCUUAUUCCAGAGAUGACAUGGAUCACACUGCUUGUAGCAAUAAUUUCUGUUUGAACUGACUCUCUGUUACUCACUACUUUUAAUUUGCAGUGUCAAAAUGUCAGGCCCUCUGUACUCAUGCAGCACUAACGGAAAUCCAUGUCAAGCCUUUAGCGGAACCUACCACAGAAACAUUUCUGCUCUGAAAAAAGUUUAUUGUUUCAAAGAGGGGCUUGAACAGGAAGGGGAAAGAAAAAAGAAAGCAGUACAACCGGUCAGCAGCAGUGCACAGCUGGAAUGGUCUCUAAUGGUGAUUGAAAACAUCUGAGCAUCUUACAUAAAACACUUUAGCUGAGUACCUUUCUUCCUUUUAACACAGUCAAGGAAAUGGAAGGCACAGAAAGAGGUAAUUCCUCCAUACAUGAAUGUAUAUCUCAAGUCAACAACACUAUUAAACUAUGAGUGUAAGUGGGAAAGCUUCCAGUCAACGGGCCACAGACAAUCUUUAAACAGUAAGUCGGCUUAAUUGUAAGUCUUAUACAAAUUGAAGAGAAGAGAGCUCUUUCCACUUUAGUUCAUAUAGAACCAAAAAAUGUAAGUUAUCUGUUUAUUUUCUGACAUUGCACUGCUGACCAGAUAAUUUAGCAAUGUGUCUCCACCUUCUUUUUUCCCUAGCUGUUUCAGUGCUCAGAAAGGUAUUUUAAAAAUGUGCAAUUAAAAUAUUUGGCUUUGCAUAUUGGGAAAUGGCUUCUCUCAGUAUUUAAAAGCAGUUAUGUCAAAAAUUCUCUAAAACAUGUAAAAAGUUGGCCUAUUUGUAGUGUUAUAAUUUCUAACACAUACUCACUGAAAUUGGGUAUGUGUUUUCCUGACGCUGCGCAGAGUAGGGAUAGUGAAGGUGGAUGAGUUGGCAUUGCUCAUCCACAGCAGGGAUAAUGCAUAAAAGAGGAGAAGAAGCAAGUGCAGGUAGUGUGGAGUGGAUGGAAACGAUUGUCGGGGUGAUUUGCGAGAGAAGGAUAACAGCAAGAGUGAAAGGGAAGGUUUACAAGAUGGCAGUGAGACCUGUUAUGAUGUACAGUUUGGAGACGGUGGCAGUGACAAAAAAGACAGGAGGCCGAGCUGGAGGUGGUAGAGAUUUUGUUUUGUUGGGAUUAGAAAUGAGUUGAUCAGAUGGACAGCUCAGCUGAGACACAGCUGAGACGGUUUGGGGAAGUGCAGAGGAUUAUACUGGAAAGGAUGUUAAAGAUGGAGUACCUCUAUAAGAAAAAAAAUAACAAAAAUCUUAUUUUUGUACACAUUUUGUGUCCCUUCAGUUUGACAGUAUUAUAGCACUGAUAGCACUUUUCUUUUUUCUUUUUUUUUUGAUGAUCUAUACUAUAAUACAAAUAAAAUAGUGCACAUAAUAUUGUUAAAAUGAAUUAUUGCAAUCACCUUGUAGAGAAAACCUCUAAAGAACACAGUUGGCCUCAGUAGCCUGAGAUGGAGUCAGAUUCCUUACCUGAAUUAUUGCUUUAGUCCCUUGAUAAAGAGUGUUAUAGAGCAAUAAUGUAGCUAAUAAACCACUUAAAACUUUAUUUACACCAGAAUGUAGUAAGCUGUGCCUUGUGUUGCUUUAAUUCUAUGAAUUUAACAUAAUGUCUCUUUAUAGCUUGUGUCAUCAUGUAGCCUUUGUUACACACAUGUAUUUUGGUACGGUAUUAACUUGUUAUUUAAUCCUGAAUGUUUUUUUUUUUAAUUGUUUUUUAUAUGAAAAGUAUUAUUUAUUUAAAUAUUCACAAAAUAUUUAAAGAGAUAAGAAAACUUGCUAAUGUAUUGUAAUGAUUUCUUCAUCAUAAAAAAAGAGUGUGACAAUUUACUGUUCACAAGGAGUCAUGCUAUCAGGUAAGAUAUUAUUAUUUAAUCUUAGCAGGCUGUGUUUUAAUCAGUCAGAGAACUCUGUAAAAACCUUUCAGCAUGAUGAGAGGGCAGAUGACAAAGCAAGGAUCUUGAGCUUAAGCUGUCUUUUACCUAGAUCUAGUCUCAGCGUUCUUAAUGACUGCACAGAGUACAUCCUGCUUAUGUAAAGAGAUUUUUUUGGGGGGGGGGGGGGGCGGCACUACAGUGUAUGUGCAUAGACAAAAACAAGAAAUGGGAGUUUGGGUGGAGUCCGAUACGGUUGUAAGAUUUUCUUUCAGAUUAACUAAUUGAAGUCCAGAAACUCCAUGGAAACCUUGUGUUGUUUAUGCUUCUCUCAUCCUGUCUCCAAAUAUGAGAUAACACAGCAUCCAUUAUCCAUUAUAGUGUAACACUUGACUCUGAACUUGGCUCUCACAGUGGUGGUCUCAGUCUUUUGGCCACACUCUAUUGACCAAACCCUGUUGUUGCAGUUUCAUUCUAGGAAGACACGCUCUUUCAGCCACUGACUUGGAGUGACACACUAUGUUGUUGUGGGCUCUGAUUUACAGCCACGUGGUUUGAACUGUUUUGAUCUGCAGUGUCUACACAAAUAUUUAACACUGUAGAAGGAGAUGGUACUUUCCGCUGUUUAUGGUUCAUAUGUUGUUCUGUCUUAGACUACUAUAAUUAUAAUGAAUCUUACUAAAUCUGUGGCUUAAGCCAGAAAUGACAUAAUCCCUGAUCUAACAGCUAGGUUUGUCCUUUGGUAAACCAUCUGCAUGCACUCAUGUUUUGUUUGUGUCUGGGUUCUUUUCUGACUCACUCCUCAUCAAGUUGUAGAAAUGUGUCAAGUGGUGUUAUAAAGGACUUACAGCUAAGCAUCACUGAUAGGCUUUACUUUAGGACUAUGUUAAGAAACACUUACAGUAUCACAGCACUAAGCUGGUGCUGCAUUGCUGUCUGAGGUCACAGAUAUGGUGACUGACAAACAAGUUUUUGGUUUCUGUUAUGUUCUGAUAAGAGUAAACCUUCAUUCAGGACCUCGGCUCCCAAGUUUUCCUGUCCUUCUUCUCACAGGAAGACUCCAGGAAGGAAAUUAUUGGAAAACAAACACAAAUUCCGAUUAAGGAAAUUCUUAGAACUUAAAGCAAAUGUUAGAAAUGUAGCUUUUCACAUGUGCGUCAUAUUGUUUAAAGUUUCUAAGCACGCACGAUAGUUUGCUUGACACGAAUUUACAACGCCUGUCUGUAACUGCAAUCCGUUGCCAGCAGAGGUCGCUGUUAUCCAACAGACCCGACAUCGGCUCACGCUUCAACGACUACCCUGAACUGAACACAAAUCCAUGGCUAACCUGACCCUACAAGCCAAGGCUUUCUUAGAAUAAUACUCGCAUGCCCAUUUCACCCGGAAAAUGAUUCUCUCAGUUAAUGAGUGUAGUGUAUGGGAAUUCCAAGGUCCCCGGAGAGUCGACAUUACUGAGAAAAGCGUGAAUUCCUUGGGUAACAAAUGAAAUGCGAUAUGCAUCUGGUGUGAUAGGCCUUGGACGGUGAUUCAGUGCAAUCCUCCAAGGUAUGCAUGUGCAGUAAAAGUAUCAGAAAGGUAUGGUUUGUGACACUUCUGAGUUGUUUGCACUUGCUGUAGUAGGUGCUGGUGUGUUACAUGAAAAUUAAAACGUUCUCUUCUGGUCUGUGAGUCACGACAGAUGAUUCCGUGAUAACUUGGAUGUGGCGGUUUCCCUUUGAAGUAGAAAACAAAACCUAAAAAAAAAAGAGCAGGAAAAAAUAAACAAAGUACCAGAUGAGCCAUUGCCUGAUUUUAUUUGUACAGUACUUCCUCAGGAAUCCUAAACCUGUAGCUGCUUGAGCUGCGGGGUACUUGAAUGUUUUGGUAAUUACUAGACGUGUGUUUAUGUAUAAGAGAAGGCAUAUUCAUGCUGUGCGUGAUUCUAAUUCUUUGUUUUUCUUUUGAUUCCAGUCAAGUGCAGAUUAUUAUCCAUUUAUGUUUUAAGUGUUUGUACUUUUAUUGAAUUUCAUUUAAAAUAAAUUACCUUUUAAUUUAAUUGUUUUUAAUUUUUUGUUCUCCAGGGUUUAUUUGUAUUUUUGUUUUUUAAAAAUAUAUUGUCCUAGUGAUUUUAAACCCUAGUCCUACUGUCAUCUUCAGGGCAGAAGGACUAGGGUACCUUACUUCAGGGUAGUAAGGUUUAUGGUGACACCUGGGAACAUCUGUGUGUCCUCUUGUUUCCUAACUUAAUCCCUAGUAGGACAAGUGAAUGGGUUUAUUUAUUUAUUUACAUAUUCUGUAUAAUUUAAAAAGUUGUUUGUAGCUGUGCUUGUACUGGACAUUUUCCACUGCUGUGUUUAAUUAAAUCUUAAAAUAAAUCACUUAAAAUGA
Molecule: messenger RNA, 6197 nt
Organism: Pelmatolapia mariae (spotted tilapia)
Lineage: Eukaryota; Metazoa; Chordata; Actinopteri; Cichliformes; Cichlidae
Gene: sema7a
Product: semaphorin 7A (JohnMiltonHagen blood group)
Exons: 14
Coding region: 60-2009 (649 amino acids)
Biological process (GO): positive regulation of cell migration; semaphorin-plexin signaling pathway; neural crest cell migration
Cellular component (GO): external side of plasma membrane; plasma membrane
Molecular function (GO): integrin binding; chemorepellent activity; semaphorin receptor binding
Source: RefSeq, a predicted model, not a curated record